GAUUUUAAAUCGUACAGAAUAUUGUUGCAAUUUUGAUGUUGGCAAACACAUCAAGAUAUUUUAAAGCUAUUUUUAACCAAGGCUUCCAAAAUAAAUUGUAUCAUCAAAAAUAUUUUAAUAAAAUUAUAAAGAGAUAUUCUGUAUGUAAUUUUGAAUUGUUUUUGAGAAAUAGAAAUUAAACGAAAUCUUUAAUUCCAAUAUGAAACGAAAUUCCAGUGAUAUACCAAGUACUUCAGCAAAAAUAUUAAAACUUUCCGAUUCCAGAAGCACAAAUGUUGGCUUAUUUGUUGAAAAUUUUGAAAAGAAUCGUGAAAAUACUGCAGAUUCAAUUUUGGAUUUUAAUUUUAAUAAAAGAAGAAUUCGGAUAUUAUCAGAUGCAAAAGAAGUUCCCGAAGAGAGUGAAGGAAUUGUUUACUGGAUGUCUAGAGAUGGACGUGUUCAAGAUAAUUGGGCAUUUUUGUUUGCUCAAAAACUAGCUCUCAAAAAUGAAGUUCCUUUAUAUUGUUGUUUCUGUUUGGUUCCAAAAUUUUUAGAUGCUACUAUACGACACUACAAAUUUAUGUUGAAUGGUUUAAAAGAAGUAGAAAAAGAUUGUAAAGAUCUUAAUAUUCAAUUUCAUUUAUUAAUCGGAUAUGCAACUGAAAAAAUACCAGAGUUUUUAGAGAAAUUUAAUAUUGGAGGAAUUGUAUGUGAUUUUAGUCCGUUAAGAGUACCAACAAAAUGGGUCGACGAUGUAAAAAAGAAUCUACCCUCGAAUAUUCCAUUAUGUCAAGUAGAUGCUCAUAAUAUUGUUCCUGUAUGGGAGGCUUCUGAUAAACAGGAGUAUGCUGCAAGAACUAUACGGAACAAGAUAAAUAACAAAUUAAAUACAUUUUUAACAGAAUUUCCGCCAUUGAUAAAACAUAAUUUUAAAAGUAAAUUUAGUUACAAGUCUGUUGAUUGGAAAAGUGCAAUUGAAUCUCUUGAAGUUAACAUGGAUGUAGAAGAAGUUGAAUGGGCGCAACCAGGUUAUACAGCAGCAUGUAUAAAUUUGGAGUCAUUUUGUGAAAAUCGACUGAAAAUAUAUAACGAUAAGCGCAAUGACCCUCUACAGAAUGCAUUAUCAAAUCUUUCACCAUGGUUUCAUUUCGGGCAAAUAUCUGUUCAACGAGCUAUAUUGACUGUUAAGAAAUAUAAAUCAAAAUUUCCUGAUUCUGUUGCAGCUUUUUGUGAGGAAGCUAUUAUUCGAAGAGAAUUAUCUGAUAAUUUUUGCUUUUAUAAUGAAAAUUAUGAUAAUCUUCAAGGUCUUACAUCCUGGGCCUUGAAAACACUAAAUGAUCACAGGAAAGAUAAGAGAGAAUACAUUUAUACUAAAAGUGAUUUUGAAUUAUCAAAAACUCAUGAUGAUUUGUGGAACUCAGCACAAAUUCAAUUAGUUGAAGAAGGAAAAAUGCACGGGUUUUUAAGAAUGUAUUGGGCAAAAAAAAUUCUUGAAUGGACAGAUACUCCGGAAAAAGCUUUAAAAAUUGCAGUAUAUCUAAAUGAUAAGUAUAGUUUAGAUGGUAGAGAUCCUAACGGAUAUGUAGGUUGCAUGUGGUCUAUUGGAGGGAUUCACGAUCAGGGUUGGACUGAAAGACCUAUAUUUGGUAAAAUUCGUUACAUGAAUUAUGCUGGCUGUAAAAGAAAAUUUGAUGUAGUCGCAUUUGUAUCACGAUAUGGUGGUAAAAUUUAUAAAAAACCUAAAAAAUAAACAACUAAGUUAACUACCUACGUCAAUUUAAAAG
Molecule: messenger RNA, 1763 nt
Organism: Condylostylus longicornis
Lineage: Eukaryota; Metazoa; Arthropoda; Insecta; Diptera; Dolichopodidae
Gene: phr
Product: deoxyribodipyrimidine photo-lyase
Exons: 5
Coding region: 200-1729 (509 amino acids)
Biological process (GO): photoreactive repair
Molecular function (GO): deoxyribodipyrimidine photo-lyase activity
Source: RefSeq, a predicted model, not a curated record